Molecule: messenger RNA, 1401 nt
Organism: Penicillium oxalicum
Lineage: Eukaryota; Fungi; Ascomycota; Eurotiomycetes; Eurotiales; Aspergillaceae
Product: aldehyde dehydrogenase family protein
Exons: 4
Coding region: 1-1401 (466 amino acids)
Molecular function (GO): aldehyde dehydrogenase (NAD+) activity
Source: RefSeq, a predicted model, not a curated record
AUGUCCAACCAAAUUCGAACAAUUAAUCCGGCGACCCACGAGAUCAUCUUCGACCAGCCUGGAACGUCUGUCGAGGAAGCUCGCAAGAUCGCCAUCACCUCCAAACAGGCGUUUCAAUCAUGGCGUACCGUGAGCCUGGAGGAACGCAUCUCCAUCGUCAAGCGUGCUCUUCAGAUCAUCGACUCUCGCAUCGAUGAAUUAGCCAAAGAGUUGACUAUCCAAAUGGGCAGGCCCAUUCGCUAUUGUGCCGGAGAGAUCAAGACUGCCGCUCUCCGUGCCGAACACAUGAUCAAGAUUGCCAAGGAGAGCCUGGCUGACCUUCCGGGUGAGCCACAGGAGGGCUUCCGACGUAUGGUCAAGCAAGUUCCCGUCGGAACGGUCCUGGUCGCUUCUGCCUGGAAUUACCCUUACCUCACCACCGUCAAUGCUCUCGUCCCCGCGCUUCUUGCUGGAAACACUGUCCUCCUGCGUCCAUCACCUCAAGUCCCCAUCUUCGGUCAAAGGCUAGCCGAGGCUUUCAACGAGGCUGGUCUGCCCAAGGAUGUCCUUCAAGUUCUGCAGAUUGGAAGCUUGGAUGUUCUUGACCAAAUCGCUCAGAUUCCAGAAAUCCAAUCCGUGUCUUUCACCGGAUCUACUGCGGGCGGUAUUCGUCUCAGAGAGGCUACUGCCAAGCAAGUGAAGCCUGUGCAUUUGGAGUUGGGCGGUAAUGACCCCGCAUACGUUCGCCCCGACGUCGAUGUCAAGAGCGUGGCCGAGAACUUGGUGGAUGGAGCAGUGUUUAACUCUGGUCAGAGCUGCUGCUCCGUCGAGCGGGUUUAUGUGCAUGAGAAGGUAUAUGACGAAUUCGUUCGCUGUGUGCAGGAAGAACUGAAGGGAUAUAAACUGGGUGAUCCCCUGGACCAAACCACCACUACUGGCCCGGUUGUAUCCGCAAUCGCCAAGGAGAAAAUUCAAUCCCACGUCGACGACGCUCUCAAGAAGGGUGCUAUCAACGCCACACCCCAGAACGAGUCGUUCUCUCUCGCUCAGACUAGCCAAAAGGGCAACUUUGUCGCUCCCGUUGUCUUGACUAAUGUCAACCACGAUAUGCUCACCAUGCGGGAAGAGACCUUUGGGCCCGUCAUGCCCAUUAUGAAGGUCUCCAGCGACGAGGAAGCGGUUGCACUGAUGAAUGACAGUGAUUACGGCCUGACCGCGAGCGUGUGGACCAAGGAUAUCGCUCGUGGGGAGGAAAUCAUUGAUCAGAUUGAAGCCGGCACCGUGUUUAUCAACCGUUGCGAUUAUCCUGCUCCGGACCUUUCCUGGACCGGCUGGAAAAUGUCAGGAUUGGGCUGCACUCUUGGCCCUCGUGGAUACGAUGGAUUCGUCAAACUGAAGAGCUACCACAUCAAGAAUGCGUGA